Fragaria vesca subsp. vesca is the source of this 582-nucleotide messenger RNA. RefSeq lists its product as uncharacterized. NCBI's taxonomy places the organism in Eukaryota, Viridiplantae, Streptophyta, Magnoliopsida, Rosales, Rosaceae. The transcript is spliced from 2 exons. The record is from RefSeq and is a predicted model, not a curated record. The coding region runs from base 34 to 582 and encodes 182 amino acids.
CACACUUUAGUUUAUUUCCCGCCACCAAAAACCAUGAAAUCUUUGUAUGCCGCUCGAACAAUCACAGCUAUUCCAAAGUUGAGUUCUUCCUCUUGCAAUAACAUUUCAGCUAGAACCAAUCUUGCUGUGCCUGCACUCAAUGUCUUGGUUCAGUCGCAGCCAAUUGUCACAAAAUUUGUUCUUUCCAAGUUACAAACAGCUCUAAGAUCUCAGUCUGCUUCAAACCCAGAAACCCAAGUGGAUGAAGAAGAAGACCCAGAUGCCCAAGUUCAAGACUUGAGUGUCCCAGAACAUUACUUGGUCCCUUCCAAGGCCUUGGAGGAAUCAGAGUGGUUGAGGGUCACUUUGCAUAAGUGGUUGGAUGAUGAGUACUGCCCAGAACCAACCAAUGUGGAAAUCAGCAAGAUUGCUGCUCAGUCAUACUAUAAGGCUUUGCUAGAGAAACAGACUGAUCUGGGUGAGAUUUUGUUGAAGAUGGCAAUGGAAUUGGAAUCCAUUUCUUAUCAGGAGAGUUUUCAUGGGGCUUUCUCAUCAGCCAAUGCAGCUGUGAGUUUGAUUGCACAAAGGAUAGAGCAGGCCUAG